Fusarium graminearum PH-1 is the source of this 955-nucleotide messenger RNA. RefSeq lists its product as uncharacterized. The coding region runs from base 223 to 693 and encodes 156 amino acids. The record is from RefSeq and is a predicted model, not a curated record. Gene Ontology annotation, cellular component: membrane. The transcript is spliced from 2 exons. NCBI's taxonomy places the organism in Eukaryota, Fungi, Ascomycota, Sordariomycetes, Hypocreales, Nectriaceae.
AAGACAAGACAGGACAAGAGUCAAAAAGUCACUGUCAUCAUCUUUUCCGACGCUGCCGUGAAUUAUUUAAAAAUUUAUAUCUACCUAUAUCAUCCCCCCUGCUGGACCCUUCUCCUCUCUCUUUUUGCUCAACGACCCAUAGCUCUUUGGCCUCCAUCUCCUCUACCUUGACAAACCUUAUACCCAACAUCCACUACUACACACAACAAUAAUAUCAUCAUCAUGUCGAUGGGAAUCAUCACCAUUGUCCAUGCCGUUCUGGCAGUCUUUCUCAUUAUCGAGCUAGGCCUCACAGCUUACAUGGUUGACUUCACCGAUGGCUGGUGGUCCAACUCGCCCGCUUCCUUCGCCUUCUUACUCUUCUGUACCGUCUGGUCCAUUCUCAUGCUUCUCUACCUCGCCUUGACGCCUCUCUUUGCUCCUCGCAUCUACCACAACAUGGUCGCCCUCGGCAUCCUCGCUCUUACCUCGCUCUUCUGGUUUGCCGGCGCUACCGCUGUCGCUGCUCACAUCGGUGUUCCUCACUGCCAUGGAAACACCCAGUGCCAAUCCACCCAGGCUGCUGUCGCAUUCGGUUACUUCAUCUGGGCCAUCUUUACUGGCUUGACCAUCAUGGAGGCUCUUGCUUUCAUGCGAGGCCGUGGCCACACUGCUCACGCUGAUACCAAGCCCGGCCACACCUACGGUGCUUAAAUCAGAUAAUAAUUCAUUGGAGGCGUAAUGAAAAUGAUGUCGACUUGAGGAGGAAAAGAAAUGACGGCGGAGUUUUUUUUUGUUUAUUGGUUGGCUUUUCCUUUUUACCGUCAUGUCAUGUCACGUCAUGGAAACGGCCGCAAGAUACCCUUCUGUCAGAAGUGCCCGUUACAGGUCUACCUUUUUUGUAUUAUACCACAUUGUAUUAAUGUUAUAUUGGUUCAAACGAUAAUGCGGUUGCGACCCUACAAUCCUCGUUGUA